Molecule: messenger RNA, 2760 nt
Organism: Neoarthrinium moseri
Lineage: Eukaryota; Fungi; Ascomycota; Sordariomycetes; Amphisphaeriales; Apiosporaceae
Exons: 4
Coding region: 1-2760 (919 amino acids)
Molecular function (GO): ADP binding; protein binding
Source: RefSeq, a predicted model, not a curated record
AUGAAACUUCUACGACUCGACGACCCUGACGGGUACAGCCUUACCCCAGAUCUUACCCCAAAUAAUGUUCUUGUGUACGCGAUCCUCUCUCACACAUGGGGUCCGGACGAGGUAGUCUUUACCGACCUAUCGAACUCAUCGAGCGAUUGGCAACAGAAGUCCGGCUACGACAAGAUUGAGUUCUGCGCCAAACAGGCGAAAAAGGAUGGAUUCCAAUAUGUCUGGGUCGACACCUGCUGUAUCGACAAAUCUGAUGCGAUCGAGCUCCAGACCGCGAUCAAUAGCAUGUUCCGGUGGUACCGCGAUGCGGAACGGUGCUAUGUUUACCUAUCCGACGUCUCCGUCCCUAUAACGCCGGAUCGACAGCAGAACAUAAGGCCUUGGGAGGCUGCUUUGCGACAGAGCAGAUGGUUCACUCGAGGUUGGACGCUGCAAGAGCUCGUCGCCCCAAAGAUCGUCGAGUUCUACUCAAAGGAGGGAGUUUGGUUAGGAGACAAGCGAUCACUAGAGCCUCUAAUACGCGACAUUACAGGAAUUCCUGCGAGAGCGCUCCGCGGUACGCCAUUGGUAGACUUCACCGUUGCGGAGCGAGAAGCCUGGGCUCGCAAUCGGCGGGAAAGGGCACAGAACCGGUUACGAGAGGAGGUCGAGAAAGCCGUAAAAGGAACCCAUACGAACGAUUUCUCCGUUCCCUUCAGCCUUUCAGAAGUCCCGGAAACUCAAUAUUUUGUUGCGCGAGAGAGGGAAAUAGAUGAGAUGCGCAGAAGGCUUAGCUCGGACGGAAGCCGCCGCGUCGUUGUUCUCCACGGUCUUGGUGGUAUCGGCAAGACACAACUCGCUGUAGAAUACACGAAGCGAUACCGAGACGAACACACCGCCAUAUUCUGGGUGAAUAUCAAGGACGAAACGUCUAUUCAACAAAGCUUCACCAGAGUUGCAAGGCAGAUUCUGCAACGGCAUCCUCAUACCAGUGGCCUGCGUGCGCUAGACCUGCAGGGUGACAAAGAGGAGGUAAUCGAAGCUGUCAAGGCGUGGCUCAGCUUACCAGACAAUACCAGGUGGCUUGUCGUAUACGACAACUAUGACAACCCGAGGCUGCCCAAUCACCCUAAUAAUUCUGGAAUUGAUAUCAAUCACUUUAUCCCCACCUCCUACCAAGGCUCAAUCAUAAUUACCACGCGAUUGUCACAAGUCGACAUAGGUCAUCGCAUUCGACUUAAGAAACUCGAAUCGAUAGAUGAUGGUCUUGAGAUUCUGUCUGCGACCUCAGCCCGGGAUGGUUUACCAAAUGAUAUGGAUGCUCGAGGUCUGGUACAAGAACUCGACGGGCUCCCACUUGCUCUAACCGCAGCUGGAGCUUACCUAAGGCGCGUCUCCAUUAGCGUGGCUGACUAUCUUCGUCUUUACAGAGAGUCAUGGGCGAGACUCCAAUCAAGCACUCCAAGUUUGGGAUCGUAUCAAGACCGAACGCUCUCUUCUACAUGGCAAAUCUCAUACGAUCAAAUGCAAGAACAUGAUCCACUUGCAGCUCAUCUGCUCCGGUGGUGGGCCUACUUCGACAAUGAAGACCUUUGGUUCGAGCUCCUACAGCCUUUGAGCGGCGAUGGACCUGCGUGGGUAUACGAGCUGAGCGACGAAUUGAACUUCAACAAGGCAAUGGGCAUAUUGCAUGACUACGGAUUCGUCGAGCCACAUGAUUUCAGUCCAGACCUGAUUGAAUCCAGGGGUUAUAGCAUUCACGGGUGCUUACAUUCUUGGAUCAUUUACACAUUAAACCGACCUUGGGAUGGCUAUCUUAACAAGCUCGCAAUAGAAUGCAUAGCCUCAAAGGUUCCAUCACAGACUUGCGCUCACACCUGGAUAAUUGAAAGACGACUUCUAUCACAUGCCGUGAUGUCGUGUACCACAAUCCUAGGUUAUGAAGAAGACUUGUAUUGGGCCUUUCACAACCUAGGGAUCUUGUACAUGGCCCAAUGCAAGCCGCAAGAAGCUGAAAAUGCGUACUUACGGGCGCUUCGAGGAAUGGAAAAGGCGUUAGGGCGGGAUCACAAUCUUACAUUAAGAACGGUUUAUAACCUAGGUGUCUUUUAUAUAACCCAAUACAAGCUGCAAAAGGCCGAGGAUAUGCUCCUACGGGCGCUUCGAGGGAACGAGAAGGUGUGGGGACCGGAUUACCCAUUAACACUAAACGCGGUUGAUAACCUAGGUGUCCUUCUUUUAGAACAAGGCAAGAUGAAAGAGGCCGAAAAUAUGGUUUUACGGGCGCUUCAAGGGUACGAGAAGAUGUUAGGACCGGAUUACCCGUCAACACUAGACGCGGUUUACAGCCUAGGUGUCCUUUCUUUAAAGCAAGGCAAGAUAAAGGAGGCCGAGAGUAUAUUUUUACUAGCGCUUCGAGUGUACGAGAAGGUGUUAGGACCGGAUCACCCGUCAACACUAGACGCGGCUAAUAGCCUAGGUGUCCUUUAUUCAAAGCAAGGCAAGAUAAAGGAGGCCGAAAAUAUGCAUUUACGGGCGCUUCAAGGGAACGAGAAGGUGUUAGAACCGGAUCACCCGUCAACACUAGACGCGGUUUACAGCCUAGGUGUCCUUUACUCAGAGCAAGGCAAAAUGAAAGAGGCCGAAGAUAUGUAUUCAUCGGCGCUUCGAGGGGCAAAAAAGGUAUGGGGAUCGGAUCACCCGUUAACACUAAAGGUGGUUCACAGCCUAGAUGUCCUUUCCUCAGAGCAAGGCAAGAUGCAAGAUGCCAAAGCCAUAUAA